Erpetoichthys calabaricus (reedfish) is the source of this 780-nucleotide messenger RNA. It is a transcript of the gene acot13, whose product is annotated as acyl-CoA thioesterase 13. The record is from RefSeq and is a predicted model, not a curated record. The transcript has 3 exons. Gene Ontology annotation, molecular function: fatty acyl-CoA hydrolase activity. Bases 256 to 675 code for a protein of 139 amino acids. Lineage: Eukaryota; Metazoa; Chordata; Cladistia; Polypteriformes; Polypteridae.
ACCCGCUCAUGGCAAUUCAGCGAAUGCCUACCACAGCGCUUUCCUGCGUUUUACAAAAAGGAGCUUUUCAAGGAAGCACAAUUCUGUCUGCCGGAGGACGGGUUCAUUCUCGAAUAACCUCACAAUUUCAAUCCUGGAAACUGUUUAUCGGGAAAAAGUUUCAGGAGGGAAUAGUAUCUUUACUGGACACGAACGUCCUUUUCAAAGUGUCACCUUUACUGGAAUCCUAGCAGCCGUUCCAACUUGACAGACACGAUGGGCUCUCUGACUCUGAACUCCCUGAGAAGCAUCAUGCGUGCUAUGACUGAUAGCCCCGGCUUUGAUCGAGUGUUGUCCAAGGUAAAUCUCCUUACCGCAAGCCCUGGGAAGGUAGUCUGUGAAAUGAAGGUGGAAGAGGAGCACACAAACCGGGCUGGCACCAUGCAUGGAGGACUCACAGCCACCCUGGUGGAUAUCAUCUCAACAGCUGCUUUAAUGUACACUGAAAGAGGGGCUCCAGGCGUCAGUGUUGACAUGAACAUAACCUAUAUGAAUGCUGCAAAACUUGGUGAUGACAUCCUGAUUACUGCCCAGGUUCUGAAACAAGGAAAGACACUGGCAUAUGCUGUGGUUGAUGUGACAAACAAAGCUACAGGGAAGCCGAUUGCUCAAGGAAGACACACCAAGUUUCUUUGAAGUUUAUUAAACCGCUUCAAUUCAGUCCAUUUAACAGAUACUGACAUACUGUAGCCGUCUACGUUAAAACGGAUACUUUUUACUGAAAUAAGAAUUUUCUACAAA